Messenger RNA from Quercus lobata, 528 nucleotides. RefSeq lists its product as uncharacterized. The transcript has a single exon. Gene Ontology annotation, molecular function: zinc ion binding. Bases 1 to 528 code for a protein of 175 amino acids. The record is from RefSeq and is a predicted model, not a curated record. Lineage: Eukaryota; Viridiplantae; Streptophyta; Magnoliopsida; Fagales; Fagaceae.
AUGGGGAUCUAUACCAAAAAUGUGCACAAAGCUUCAAGACACACUAUGAGGGUAUUUAAUCAUGAAAAUGGUGUAUAUCAAGUGCUUACCCCGUACAACGACCAUAGUGGUGGAGGGGGAAACCAUAGUUGUGGAGGGGGAAACCAUAGUCAUGAAGUGCAUGUAUUUGCUAGAACAUGUGGUUGUGGAAAGUGGAAAAACAUUAAGAUCCCUUGUUCACAUGCAAUUAAAGUUCUUCAGAGUUUGCACCUCGAUGCAACCAGCUAUAUUGACCCAUGUUACAGUUUGGACAACGCCAUUCAUACAUAUGCACAUCAAUUUGUGGUGCUAAAGUCAGAGUCAUUGUGGAGGGAUGUUCGUAGACCACGAUGGGUGCCUGACCCAAAUCUGUUGCAGGCCAAAUUUUAUCCUGUGAAGUCAAUAAUAAGGAAUGAAAUGGAUGGGGGUACGGUGAGAACGGGGAAGCCAAAGGCAACAUUCGGACUUGAGGGAGAUUCAACCGAGGCAGCGAUGCGAAGUGUGUCAUGA